Messenger RNA from Ambispora leptoticha, 951 nucleotides. The record is from the annotation of a GenBank genome assembly. Lineage: Eukaryota; Fungi; Glomeromycota; Glomeromycetes; Archaeosporales; Ambisporaceae.
AUGGCCACAAAAACCUCAAAAAACACAGAAAAAUCCAAAAAACAAAAUGAAUCACCACAUAUACAACCUUCCGAAAAGAAAAAACGCGUCGAUAAUUGGCUUUUCCAGGAUCUCACGAUUACCUUCCAACCUAUUACCAUAUUAACCUUUCUCGCGCUUUUCGUAUCAAGCUUUAUAGCUUGGGACCAUCACACGCGACUAACCCUUUGCGAAAUUACCCAUGGUGAAUAUAAUAAUGAUCGAAUACAGUGGAUAGAAAUCAAUAAUCCUAUCUCUUUAAACUAUACCUUAUAUGAAAAUGGUGCAUUUGUCUUUAAACACAUAUUCUUAGAGGACUUUAAAGAGGAGUUUGACGUGGAACCAUUAUACUUUCCGGAAUAUGAACCGCAAGUAACCGAAUUACUGGCGAAUUUUGACUUGCAAAAAGUUCUACGCGAAAAUGAAACGGAAUUGGACAAAGACUUACUGGAAAAUGUCUAUGCCGAUACGAAAGCAUAUGCACAAUCUGUUGAAGAUAUUGAGAACAAAGUAAAAAACGGAACAUACAUUGAUGAUGGACGCGUCUAUGCACGUUGGGUAAAUGAUCAAUUGAGGUACGGAAUGUUUGCAGGUCGCGAUAUUGACAAAGGGGAAUUACUCGGACUUUAUACCGGCGUUUAUUCCACCAGUAUUUAUGACGUUGAAUAUGCAUGGGAAUAUAAUUUCCUCGUAAAGGUUACCGAUGAAAACGAUGAAGUUAUUCGAGUGUUUAUCGACGGAAAACACAAAGGAAAUUAUAUGCGUUUUGCAAAUCAUCGUGAUGAAAAUCAAAAUGCCGAGAGUACAUAUAUAAUUCACAAGAAUCAGUGGAUGGUGAUCUAUGUCGCGCGAACAAAUAUAAAGGCUCAUGAACAAAUUUUUGUAAAUUAUGGUACCGCAUAUUGGAAGGAUAAAGAAAAAAUUGAAAUUUGA